Molecule: messenger RNA, 663 nt
Organism: Phytophthora infestans T30-4
Lineage: Eukaryota; Oomycota; Peronosporomycetes; Peronosporales; Peronosporaceae
Exons: 3
Coding region: 1-663 (220 amino acids)
Biological process (GO): protein import into nucleus
Cellular component (GO): cytoplasm; nucleus
Molecular function (GO): nuclear import signal receptor activity
Source: RefSeq, a predicted model, not a curated record
AUGGCCGAGAUGCAGGCCACCCCGUCGAUCGUGAGCAACGAGUUGACCCGCACAUAUCUGCUGCAGGCCUGGACCCGUUGCUGCACGUGUCUGGGCCACGACUUCGCUCCUUAUCUCCCGCUCAUCAUGCCUACUCUGCUAGAGGCGGCCACGCAACAGGCCGAGUUUGAAGUGGACCCGACGACUCUAUCCAGCGACGACGACGAGGACGAAAGCGGCGGGUCCACGGACAGUGAAGACAUUCAACUGGCCCAAGCUAACGACAAGUGUCUGAGUGUCCGUACGUCCAUCUUAGAGGAGAAGGCCACGGCCUGUCAACUGCUGGCCGGCAUGGUGGCCGACCUUGAAGAUGCCUUCUUUCCUUACGCCAUACAGGUGACUCAAUGCGUGGCCAUCUCCACUGGUGUUUCGGCCAAGGACCACAGUGACGUGGCCAUCAAGCAGAUGGUAGACUUCGCUCUCGGUCGACUAGUUAACGCACUGACAUCUGAGCCCGAAGUGGAUCUGGUUGUGAGUAUCAUGCAGAGUAUGACUAGCUGUCUGGCCGACGCACGUUCGGUACACUCGACGCUGGAACUUAACGAAGCGCAGUUAAGUGAGCUAGUGCACGGCCUACUCGUCGUGCUAGGCGACAGCUUCCAGCGUCGCGCGAUUCUCCAGUGA